AUGGCAAUUGAAACGGUACUCGCUCAGGUCCAGGACACGUUAAGUCACGGCGCUGACAACUUCAUGACCUUCCUGCGGACCCGCUCCGACCUCCCAAUCGCCCACUUCCUCGCCACACCCUGGCGCUUCACAACCAGCUCCGCACUCUACGGCGCCGUGACCUACUCCACUCCAACCUCCGAGCAGCUCUUCGCGCCCCACAAAGUCAUCAGCGACGGACUUCUCAACAUUCCCCUCGUCCUCGCCAUCGUCGUCCUCUACCGCAUGUUUCUCUGGCCUUUUCCCGGACGUGUUAAACAGAUCCUGGCGUUUCCUCUUAUUAUGUAUCUGGUCAUGGUCCCGGUCUUGUAUACCUGUCCCACAGUGUUUUUUCACUUUAUGAUGGCUGUUAUUGCGAUCUGGACGGUUACGAGGAUGAUUGACCUUUAUUAUGUCCAGCCCUGGACGGGGGUGCCAAGUCGUAAUUACCUCAUCUCUCAGGCUGCCCGUGCUGCUGCUCGAUCCAAGAAAAUCGACACCUCUUCCUUUUCCUCGACCAAGUCGAGGAGCGGCCUCAACAAGACGACACUAUCGACCAUCACCACCACCACUACGACGACGGCGAUGACAACGAAUGGAUCAACUGCCGAGACUAUCGACUUUUUCCAUUGGGACAGUGAACGGUUACAGGAAGAACUCUGGUCGCCACUGAGGAAACAAAACGGCAAAAAGUCUGAUCCAUCAGUCGGCCGCUCCUGGAUCGACCUCCUCCCAGCGUUCCUAUUUUACUACACCGUCUUUGACUCGAUCAUAUACUUCCUGUCCUUCUACACCUCAGAGGAAGUCAUGUCGGCCCCAACACUCGAGUACGGCUUCAUCGUCAGCGUCGUAUGCUCAUAUGUUUACAACAACCUCCGAGCCUCCGUCUUCAUGAACGUCAUCAUGUACUGCGCCACGACCGGGAACAGAGCCGACCCGCAGGAGUGGACCAUGCUCGGUACAAAGUUACCACUCCUUGCAUAUUCACCAACGGACUUUUGGAUCAACUGGCAUACUCUCUUCCGUUACGUCUGGGUCGAUCUUGGGUUUAACCCUGUGAAGCGGUUCUGUAUUAAGCAUCUAGGCCCGGAACGGUUGGGUCGUCGUGGUUCGCAGUGGGCUCGUGAGAUCCUUCCCGUCUAUGCGGUCUUCGUCUUGUCCGGAGCCAUGCACGGGUACAUUGUCUAUGCGCUGUGGAGACAGAACGGGUGGAGCCAGAUGGCAUAUUUCAUGAUUCAGGCUACGGGCGUUGUUGUCUCCAAGGCGAUCCAGAGGAGUUUUAUCGGAAAGGCGAUCCAGCGAGCGUAUAAGGGCGGGUCUGUGACGAGGCAGUGUGCGAUGAAGGGAGUUGGGGUUAUGUUGAUGCUGGUAUUCCACAUGGCAACGGCGCCUUUUUUCAUCUCUGCGUACGAGAGGCAGGGCAUGUGGCUCGAAGUCAAGGGGAUCAGCAUCACCUUUCGUAUUUUCGGAAAGUAA
Linnemannia hyalina is the source of this 1494-nucleotide messenger RNA. The record is from the annotation of a GenBank genome assembly. Lineage: Eukaryota; Fungi; Mortierellomycota; Mortierellomycetes; Mortierellales; Mortierellaceae.